Messenger RNA from Oldenlandia corymbosa var. corymbosa, 1095 nucleotides. The record is from the annotation of a GenBank genome assembly. NCBI's taxonomy places the organism in Eukaryota, Viridiplantae, Streptophyta, Magnoliopsida, Gentianales, Rubiaceae.
AUGACGGAGUGGCAACCUUUCGUUCAGUCAGUCUUCUUUGGUUUAUUAUUCUCUUAUCUUCUUGCCAAGCUCUUCUCCGUGAUCUUCGCUUUCCGAGAGGAUAAUCUCCGCCUCACCCGCGGCGAUUCUAACGAAGCUCCAGCCGAUCCUCCUCCCGAUUCCAAAUCACCCGCGAUUCCGCCCGAAAACAUUUCCGGGUCAUAUUCAAGGGUUUCUGAAGUGGAUACUGACAAGAACAACGAAGCUGCUGAUUCUGCUGGUUCUGGCGGCGACGGCGGCGGUGACGAUACCGGUAGUGAUAGUGAUUGGGAGGGGGUGGAGAGCACGGAAUUAGACGAGGCCUUUAGUGCAGCCACCGCAUUUGUGGCGGCCACGGCUGCCGACAGGUCUUCGGCCAAAGUCUCCAAUGAUGUGCAGUUGCAGCUCUAUGGUCUUUAUAAGAUUGCCACCGAGGGACCCUGCAGCUCACCCCAACCCUCGGCUCUUAAGAUGACUGCCCGUGCCAAAUGGCAAGCAUGGCAGAAGUUGGGUGCUAUGCCCCCAGAAGAAGCAAUGGAGAAAUACAUUGACAUCGUCACCGAGUUGUACCCUUCAUGGAUCGGCAGUGCUUCUACUAAAAAGGACCACAAAGAUCCCACAGGUGCUUCGGGUACAGAAUCUAAAGGGCCCAUGGGACCUGUUUUCAGCACCUUUGUUUACGAGGAUGAACCCUCCAAUGAUCUAACAUUGGAUGCAUUACAUGGUUUUGCAAGAGAAGGAGACAAGGACAAUUUACUCAAAUGCAUUGAGACUGGUGUUUCAAUAAACAUUAAGGAUAGUGAGGGUAGGACACCACUCCAUUGGGCUGUAGAUCGGGGUCAUCUGAAUGUUGCAGAAUUACUUUUAGACAGAGGUGCUGAUGUUAAUGCGAAGGAUAAUGAAGGUCAAACACCACUGCAUUACGCUGCUGUCUGUGAGAGGCCAGCCCUUGCUGAACUACUUGUGAAGCAUAACGCUGAUACAGAAAUAAAGGACUCUGAUGGCAGUUCUGCGGCUGAUCUUAGCGAAUCUAACUGGCCUUGGAUGCAGCGGGUUGCUAGUAGUGUUACUGGCUGA